This is a messenger RNA of Chaetomium globosum CBS 148.51, 462 nucleotides long. RefSeq lists its product as uncharacterized. The transcript is spliced from 3 exons. Bases 1 to 462 code for a protein of 153 amino acids. NCBI's taxonomy places the organism in Eukaryota, Fungi, Ascomycota, Sordariomycetes, Sordariales, Chaetomiaceae. The record is from RefSeq and is a predicted model, not a curated record.
AUGACGGCAACUACAAGACGAACGAUCCGGGGCACGGCUGGGUUAACGGUCAACAAGUGGAACCUGAGCGCCUUGGAGCACCUGGUUUACGAGCCGUGGCGGCAAUGGGACAACAGGAACAGAGAUAUGUAUGAUCGCUUUCUUGCACUUUCCGUCAAACAUCUUCCCAAAACUCUCAAGAAGAUUUCCGUCUUUGAAGACUUUAGCGACAGCCUUGCUGCGAUACUAAUGGAAGACGGAAAUUCAAACGCCGGUGCGCCCAUGCACAUACAGGGAGAGGUCGUCCGGGUCGCAAAUCCACGAGUUGGCACGGCCUUUGCCUCCAGAAGCUGCGACCUCGAACAGCUCUCGGUGUCGUAUCUGGUGAACGCCGAGGACUUCUUUGGCGCUUGCCUGCCAUCCUGGACUUGGCCGCGCCUCGAGUCUCUCGCCCUCACCUCGCAGCUCCUUUAUCACAGUUGA